Molecule: messenger RNA, 240 nt
Organism: Aspergillus welwitschiae
Lineage: Eukaryota; Fungi; Ascomycota; Eurotiomycetes; Eurotiales; Aspergillaceae
Exons: 1
Source: RefSeq, a predicted model, not a curated record
GGGCUGGCACCGGCGGCAAACUCACAUGCCUAGCAGAGGGAUAUGGGUUUGCUCAAUCAAAAUGGUCAUAGCCUUGUACAGUACUGCUAGGCAACCCACGGCGGAAAUAGAUCCAUACCUUCCAAUGCGAACACGCUACGACGGGAGUCACCAAGAAUCACUUCCGAAAGCACAAAGCCGAUGCUGCCCCUGGCCUGCUGUUACUGUAGCAUGAGAGUCCAAUACACUGAUAGAGAGACG